This is a messenger RNA of Umbelopsis ramanniana AG, 3840 nucleotides long. RefSeq lists its product as uncharacterized. Gene Ontology annotation, biological process: positive regulation of establishment of bipolar cell polarity regulating cell shape. Gene Ontology annotation, cellular component: plasma membrane of growing cell tip. Bases 133 to 3540 code for a protein of 1135 amino acids. The record is from RefSeq and is a predicted model, not a curated record. The transcript is spliced from 12 exons. Lineage: Eukaryota; Fungi; Mucoromycota; Umbelopsidomycetes; Umbelopsidales; Umbelopsidaceae.
AGUGUACUGCUCUACCGCACACCACUCGAUGGCCAACUUCGGCAAUGACAAACGUUUUCUUUCAGGUCCCGGCGGCCCGCGACCCUUAACCCCCCUAUUCUUUUCACGCCGCUGCCUUCAUUUCACUCCUUCAUGCGGAAACGGCUCGAUCAAAUCAGCUUACUGGGGCUGGCAUUGGCCUCAUUGCUGGGUUCAGUGGCCUCAUCCGUUGAUACAUCUCAUAUACCCGGGUUGGAUUUGUCCGCCUUUCAACAACUCGGAAUCGUUGGCGAUUUUGCAGGCUUGUCUCGAUUCAGCAACCCACACCAAUUUGAAUCUCUAUACGUCAAUUCAGCUACAAUACUAUCAAAGAGCAGCAACGAUACCUUUGAAAGCAUAAUAUCAACUCCUGGAACGCUCAAUGCGGCUUGCAAACUACCACAAGGAGGCACCAACAACGCAUACGAUGUAUAUUUCGCGGGAUCCUUCACCACUAUAAAUAACACUGUAACAAAUAAUAUUGCAAAACUGGAUACACAAACAGGCAACAUAGUCUCCCUGCAGUCAGGAUUGGAUGGCCCUGUAUACGCCCUAUACUGUGAUCCAGCAUCAUCGACUGUUUAUGUAGGAGGUGCAUUCAAUACAAGUGUCAUGAUGUGGCGGUCUGGCACCUGGACGCCAAUGCCAUGGAAAGCACUGGAUGGUCCGGUUUACUCCAUUACUCCCAACCCAGUGACCAACACCAUUUUUUUUGCUGGCCAAUUUCAAAGCACUAUGGAUGGCGUAUACGGCAAUACCACUAUUAGUCAACCUGUACCCCUUAGCCCACCAUCGUCUGUAGGUAGCGGAAACACUGCCUCAAAUCCAACGAGGAACGACCCUACUUCCAUAACGUGUCCCACCAGCACAUCCAAUGUACAUAAUCACACUUGGCUCUUGGAAGACGAUACACCAGGUUAUUGGGAAGCCAAUUUUGGAGAGACUGUGACCCCGCAGACAUUCCGCCUGGCUAAUACGUUUUACGAUGGAAGAGGCACAGACAAUUUUGGCGUCCUUGCUCUAGGUUCCAAUACAUAUUAUGAGUUAUCAUAUACAGAUCCAGCAACUCAACAAACUGUCACUUGUACUCAAAAUUGCUCACUAUCACACAACAAGUCGAUUUCAUAUCAAGAUUUCCAAGUGGUCAACUCUUUUCCUACACAGGGCUUGCGAAUCGAAAUAUUUUCAUGGUUUGGUUGCGGCGGUGGCCUUUCUUUUGUCGAAAUUUUUACAUCAGAUAACAUACUUCACGCAAGUAACGGCGCCAGUUCUUCCAAUUGUUCUGAUACGCCACAGGGUGUGACCGUCACCACAGGAAAUUGGAAAGAAUGCUUUGUUCAAGGUUCCUACCAAUACGCCCUUACCAGCACUUUCCCAGCCAGCGAAUUGACGACAGCCAAUGCAUCCAUCUUAUUCCAACCAUACGUUUCCAGUAUGGGUCUAUACCAGCUUUUUGUCACCACGCCAGGCUGCGUGGGUACCAGUACAUGUGGUCAACGCACACAAGUUGACUUGACUUUAACACUAUCGCCAGGAAACACUUCAGUUGUCACUCUAGAUCAAAACAAUACAGCUGAUGCGCGCCAAAUGAUUUAUUCCGGCAUGAUAUCGCCUACAUCUGAUUUGUUUCGCCCGAGCAUCUUGUUAUCAGUAGCCAAAAAUGCCGUUGCCCCAACAGGCGGUACUGUCAGCAUCGUUGCGGAUUCAAUCGAGGUGGUGAAGAACAGCACUGGCUCUACGCUUGUCAGUAUUCUGGAAUUCAGUAUGGCCAAUUAUACCAGCAAUACGACUUCGUAUAAACCUCUUGCCAACCAACUUGCUGCAGGUUCGAUUGUGAGAGCCAUGUAUGCCAGCCAGGGUGAUCUGUAUAUCGGCGGCACACUUUCUCAAAACGGUAGCAACCUCGUCAAAUAUCAAUAUGCAACUGCUCAGUAUAGCAAUCUUGGCAAUAUUCAGUCCAACAAUUCAAUCUCGUCACUUGUUGUCAGUGGGUCAUCCCUUUUUGCUGGUGGCAAUUUCACUACCGUUGCAAAUGGUACGACGCCAGCGAUAAACUACUUUGGAAAAUACGAUUUGCAAGGAAAUACCUGGUCGGCUGUUCCACCUGGUGUGAACGGACCAGUAACAGCACUGACUCUCUCAGGCGAUAAUCAGACUUUGUCAGUAUCUGGGCAAUUUAGAGAUGUCACUACCAAUGCUGUUCAAUACGAUAACAUGCAUUUCAACAUCACUUCGGGGACCUGGUUUGAGCCAUCCUAUUUAUUACUUGGUAGUAUCAUCGACGGUUUGUCUAAAUCCGAUAGCGAUAUUUAUCUUGGAAAUUUCCUGGGAGCCCAGUCAAUCCAAACUUCAGACUAUGCAGCUUUAGCCACCAAUGGAACCAUCACUGCAUCACCCUCCAAUUUGUUUGCCAACUCAAAUGCCGUUGUGAACACUGGAGUUAUUUGGGACCAAGGCUCAGGGGAAGUCAUUGCUGCUGGUGGAUCAUUCUCUUUGAAUGGAAGUAUUCAAAACGUUGCCCUCCUCUCGAAUGGUGCAUGGAAAGCUAUCAAUGUUCCUAUCCAAGGCCAAGUUUUAUCGUUAGCCGCCAUGAACGAUCUUCUUUUCAUUGGUGGAACUUUCAACGCUUCAUUAAGCUCGGGUUCAUCCAGCAGCUUUUUGGUUUACAAUGUUGCACAACAAAAGGCAGUGGCAACUGGUGGAUUCUCAGUGAGCAAUGGCGAUACACCUGCUGUCAACGUCAUCAAGGUCAACCCAACUGAUAACAACACGAUAGUUGCUGCUGGACGAUUUGACACUGCUGGAUCGCUUGGCUGCGUCAACAUUUGUUCUUGGAACGUCCAAGCUGCACAAUGGCAGUCAUUGGGAUCAGGGGUUCAGGGCAAGAUCAGUGAUUUUACUUAUUACAAUUCAAACUGGAUUGCCGUAGGCAACCUUACUUUGAAUGGAGUGGCCGUGUACGCUACAUCAUUCGACUCAGGGUCACAAGUUUGGUCUCCAUUCAACGCAAGCUUGCCUGGUCCAGCCACUACCGUCUUCGUCAACGAUGUCGCUAAUCAGAUUUUCUUUGCCGGACAAAAAUCGGAUCUUUCAUCCUAUAUUUGCGUCUACAGCAAUAACAACCUGACAGUUUUUGACACUCAACUUGGGCCAUCUACCCAAAUACACCAAAUUUUUGCUGUUCCAAUGCAAUCGCCCAAUGAUCAAAGCUUCCUUUCUGCAUCUCAAACUAUGCUCAUGGUCAAUGGUCAACUAGAGCUGGUCGGAUUCGGCAACGUUAGCAGUGCGCUAUUUGAUGGAGCUACCUGGUACCCUACUAUUCUUUCUACCACUCAAACUGGCAAGCCCGGUACUAUCAAGCAAAUAUUUUACAAAGCCCAAUCAAUCAAUUAUACCACUACCCAUCAUACUCCCGCGCCAUUGGUUAUCUUGGUAGCCAUCGCAGGAUCGUUGGGGCUCAUUUUUGUAGGCGUAGGUGCAGGCAUGGGAGUUCUUUAUUUCCGUCAACAAGGCAUAUUUUAAAUGAUAUGAUAGGCUUGCAAAUCCUAUGCAGCCACUCUGCCCCACGUAAUUACUGUAUUUCGCCUACCCCUUUCUUUUAAUUCUAGUAAAUAGUAUCAUUGCAUGUAUUACUCGUCCCAAGUGGUGUAUUCCUUUCAAAAAUCAGCAUAGAUUAUGUACCAUUUUCAUUCAGUGUUUCAGCACAGUUCUCAUUUUCAACAAGACGAGAUCUUUUUGGACCCAAUUCCCAACAUUAAAACCAUACAUAUAUCCCUAAAUUGAUUUCAGCAGUUAUGCAGUGUGCAAACACGGCAUUGCCGG